AUGGAUAAUUAACCCUUAGAAGAAAUGAGUUUAGAAGAUAUUCGCAAAUAAAUUAAUGAAUAAUCUUUUCUUGGAAAAUUUAUCAUUUAAGAUGUUGAGGAUAUCAUCCCCUUUGUUUGCAUAGUUUACAACAAUAAGUAUCCUGGAUUCUAUUUUGAAUCAAUCUACAAUCAUUUUAUAAGAUACUCAAAUAAAGCGAGAUCCUCCCUGUGGUUAUCAUUUAAUGAUUAACCCAUUUAGUGGCAUAUUCCUUUCUUUGUACAAAUAGAUAGAAUUAAUGAGGAGGUAGAAAUGGUUGUUCAUUUUAAAAAAAGACCAGAAAAUGUAUUACCUAUUUCUGAGAACAUUUAAGUUGAUAUCAAAAAUAGAUACUUUUGGAAUCUAAAAUAGGCAUGCAUGAUUAGGUAUGGUCAUAAAUGGGAACGAUAAAUCUUCUAGACAAUUACUAUAGAAUAAUAGUAUAAAAUGUUCCAAAACUAUUCUGACCAUAAUUAUAGACCUCAAUUUUAUGAAUUCUUUGACAAAAUCUGGGAUUUAACCAUGUUAAAGAAGGAAUAAUAACUCAGUAUUCCAAUUAGGAUAUUUAUUGAUGGAAAUAUGAUUUAAAGAUCCCAUGUCUUAAAGGACGCGAAAGAAACUCUGUAAAAUGUUUUAUAACCAAUUUUUGAAGAUAGUUUGAAUUAUAAUGAAUUAAAUGUCAAUGUCUUAGGUUUAUAGGUAAAUUUGGAUUUCCCAGUCAGAUUAUUAGUGUCAACAUUCAUCAACCCAGAUGGAUUUUGUUAUAUUAUUAUAAAAUGA
Molecule: messenger RNA, 798 nt
Organism: Paramecium tetraurelia
Lineage: Eukaryota; Ciliophora; Oligohymenophorea; Peniculida; Parameciidae
Exons: 2
Biological process (GO): C-terminal protein lipidation; autophagy of mitochondrion; autophagosome assembly
Cellular component (GO): phagophore assembly site membrane; cytoplasm; Atg12-Atg5-Atg16 complex
Source: RefSeq, a predicted model, not a curated record